Messenger RNA from Pseudogymnoascus destructans, 3673 nucleotides. RefSeq lists its product as uncharacterized. Lineage: Eukaryota; Fungi; Ascomycota; Leotiomycetes; Thelebolales; Thelebolaceae. Bases 678 to 3401 code for a protein of 907 amino acids. The transcript is spliced from 2 exons. The record is from RefSeq and is a predicted model, not a curated record.
GGAAUAUCUCAAUCUCAAUUUCGACCUCCAUGCUACGGCAUUAUCUCUAUAGUACUGCAGAUUAAUUGUACACAUACACGAGUAAGUUUAUGCGACGAAUGACCUGCAUGUGCCUUUCCCUUAAACGCAGAAAGUACUGUAACUUCGCAGUAAAUCGGUCAAAUUGGGAUUAAAAAGUCCCGCCAAGGGGCUUCAAACAGGGAUUGUCAGCGAAUGAGAGGGCAGUUGAUUGCCGGCCGCCUCCACUGAAAAUGCCAUCCAUCCCUUACAACGGCCGCUAAUUCCUCCCAUUGCCAUCGCCAUCGCCGUCGUCGUCGUCAAACCCUUUCACACGAUCACGCGCCUUCACGCCAACGGACAUGCUUCACAUGGCGCUCUAGACAUACAACAUUCCACUUUCACGCGCUCUACCGACGACCAUGCGAUUGGACUAGACGAGCCACUUCGACCACGACUACCGCCUCGACAUCAACGUUGCGAUCGCGGGUGGGUGGACAAUUGGUCUUGGACAAAUUGGUCUUCAAUCCCCGCAAGUUCCCCAUACCGCCAUCCCCUACCGUGCCACCGAACCGCUUCUCGAAGCGGGCCAUAUAAACCAUAUCUAGCGGGCCGUCGCAUACGGCAACUCACAUAGAACUGUUCCCUCCCUCCCGGCUUGUGUCUCACUCAACGGCAAGAUGCAUCAGGGGGCACCGACAACGACAGCGACAAUGGCCUACCCCUCCCUUCCCGCCUCCCCGACCCUCACGAACCCGGACAUGAUCCUGCCCUACGGCGACUACGACUCCACCCCCUCCCCGCCGCGUUCGGCCGUGUGGAAGGGCCGAUCACAGGACAUGGACUUUGCGCAGCCCCUGGCGUACGGAGACAAUAGCAUGGUCGCCGUGCCUAUGACGCCUAUCACACCGAUUAUAUAUGGGAACGGCACAAUGUUAUCUGAUAUCGGCGAGGUGACGGAGGCGGAGAGCACACCUGGGGUAGGCGUGCGACGCAUGCGGGACCGGCUCGCAAGGGGCGAUGAUUCACCAGUGAAGUCGUCGCCAACGAUGGGAUACCAGAGUACGGUGAAGCGGUCGAAAGUGCCGGCUCACCAGCGCAGCGCCAGUAUGGAGAGUACGAGUACCGUGACGACUGAGGCUCCGGCGGGCGAGCCGUUUGGGGAUUUCGAUGAUACUGUUAGCGUGGAUGAGAGCGCCUUCCAGGGCGAUGAUGAGGAGAGUGUCGUGGGCGAAACCUACGGACAGGCAAUGUUGGCCGAGGUGAAAACUAUGUAUAGAACGGAUGCUAGGACCGUAGACGCGAGGAGGGAGAAGGAGGACGAGGAAUUGAGCAGUGCGGCGCUGAGCAAGAGGGCAGAGAUGAUCUUGUCAAACGCCAAACAGCGGCUUGAUAACAUGGAGGGGAAUCUCAGUCGUGCGCGGAGCUCCCUAUAUAUCAGCCCCUCGUCCUCGAUGUCGUCAAUACAUAGCAGCAGCCCGCUAUCAAGAUUGACACCCUCCCCUCCGGAGCCGCGCAUAAUCUCUCAGAUGGGCCUGCCUCCCGCCAGACACCGACAACUGAAUCACCCCAACCUGGGCCCCAACGGCCCGGCUCACGCAAGAGUCGGUAGCGAGAAUUCGCUUCCCCUAUCUCCUAAUAAUAAUAUUCAAAAAACGACCGUCAUCUCAAGGCCGACCCUCGUCUCAAGGCAAUCCCUGCCACCAAUCGCGUCACCACAGUCGGAAGGACCGCAACGGCAGGAUUCUUAUAGAUCUCAGACUGCUGCUCAAGAGAGCCGCCGGUUAUCUUUAAAUGAGCACUUAGACCCAGUAUCUGGGAUAGUUAUCAUGGAAACGGGGAGCGAUGGCGAUCACCCCUUCCCGUCACCUCUUGAAGUUGACAGAUUCAUCCGAUCCAGCACUGCCGAGCCCCAUUCCUGGCACGAGAUCGAUCCACGUGCCCUAACGCGCUCGGCUUCGUCAAUGCAGAUGCGAGACCUGUCGGUCAAAAUGAAGGACCUAAAAGGCAAGAUAUCGACACUGAGGGACCGAGCGAAGGAAGAGAAUAUGAAGAGGCGUAGCGUGCAGAGCCUCCGUACCCUGAGUCCAUUUACAGCGGCCGAACAGUGGUACACGACGUCAACAGAGCAGGAAAUCCAGCAGAAGCAAGUUAAUAAUACGCUUGAUCACGUUACUGAGGACGCGGCGGAAGAUGUGGAGGAUUACCAGGAGUCGGAAACGACGAGUAUCUACCAAGACUUUGAGGAACACCAGGACCAAGAGGAAUAUGGGAAUGUUGUUGACUCGUUUGGAGAAGAGGAACAGGGUAAUGACCAUGAGGCUUCCGAAGAACCCGCCGAGUUUGAAAAUGCCCUCGCGGAAAAUAACCAUCAGCAAAACGAUCUUCAGGAUGACGACCUUGAGCAAGAUAGCCUUCAGGAGCACGUCGAGGACAGAGAGCUCGAUGAAGAGCAACCCGUCGACGAUGAAGACCAGGACGAAUCCGUCGACGGCGAAGAAUACGACGACGCCUCCAGCGACGUCGCCUCCCUCUACCACGACACCUCCCAAGUCCCCCUCUCCCACGAAGACCGCGAAGACGCCUUUGACUACGAGCACUUCUUCCUCCACAGUGCCAUGGGCACCAUGUCACAACAAAAAUACGGCCGACGCGGCAGCACCGACAGCUACGGCUCCGAGGACUCCGUCGAAACCACGCGCGGCGUUGAUGCUCCUGCUACUGGGACUUACAAAGAUGAAUUAAAACACGCGGUUGUGGGGCAUACGAGGCAUAAGAGUAUUGAUACCGUGAGCACGAUGGCUACAUUCGCGACUGCGAAAUCAAGACAUACGGAGGUGGAUCUGCAGACUGAAUACUACAAUUUCGCCGUCCAGCAUGUGCGCCGCUCUCAGCAGAUCCACGGGGUUGACACAUCAAAAGCCUUGCCCACCACACCUGACAACGAGGCGGGAGAUGCGGGACAGGAAUCCCGCCGCGGCUCAGUAAUCAAAUCCGGCGUCAUCCAACCCGUCGCCAUCCAGCGCCCCUCCAUCUCCUCCUUCACCUCCUCCUCCAGCACCACGCGCUUCUUCCCCCUCAUCAACAGACCCAGGAACGCGAGCGGUACCUCCACGCCCUCUAGCUACCCCUCUUCUCCUGCGUCUAAUCCGGGUGAGCUCCUCGGGAUGGCGCUCACGACGGGGAUGCUGAAUGGCGGCGAAGAGAGGGCGGCGCAGCCAUCUCCGGUGUCGAUGUUGCACCGCGAUGAUCAGAUUUUGGUAGAGCGGCUGGUGGCGAAUGUGGGGAAGUGUGUGGUGGGGUUGCAGGAGACGAGGAGGACUAGUGCCGAGAAUAGGGUGUGGAGGAAGAGGUUGGAGAUUGCGUAUCGGAUUUUGGAUGGGGAUGAGAGUUUGUUGAAGUGAGUGGCCCAGUAGAACCUAAUGACUGGCCGCAAGGACAUGCCAAUAAUGGGUGAGAGAAGGGGGAGGGGGUAAUAUAUUAUGAUGCUGGAUCGUUGCUGGCGGCGAUGAUUUUUUAUGUUGGGGGCGAACUGGGGGGACUAUUGCUGUGGUAAUUAUAGACAGACAUACAUUUACAAGAUGGGGAGGGGCAGCGAGGUUUAUGGGUUUGCUUGCAUAUACCCGGCUAUACUUUAUGAACACAUACUUCGGCUAGGAGAUUACUAGAUCUAGGA